Oncorhynchus nerka (sockeye salmon) is the source of this 883-nucleotide messenger RNA. Its product is annotated as rho GTPase-activating protein 42-like. Gene Ontology annotation, molecular function: GTPase activator activity; protein binding. The transcript is spliced from 4 exons. The record is from RefSeq and is a predicted model, not a curated record. Bases 182 to 457 code for a protein of 91 amino acids. NCBI's taxonomy places the organism in Eukaryota, Metazoa, Chordata, Actinopteri, Salmoniformes, Salmonidae.
GAGGUGCUUAUCUCUUCCCCAAGGCCGUAGGAGUCUGGCAGGUUCAGUCCAGAGUCUGUCUGCCGUGACGCUGGACCAGAAAGACCAACAGAAGGAUCGGAAGGAGAGUGUAGAGUCGACAGACCCCCCAGACCGCCCUCCUAAACUGGUCACCCGUCGGAGAUUGGACAGAGCGGACAAGAUGGAGUCCUCCAGCAACGGAUACCAGAGACCAGGAUCAGUGGUUGCUGCAAAAGCCAUGCUGUUCGAAAACUGCCCUUCAGCGGCGCAGACCACACCUGUUGGAAGAGACGCCAAGGCCAUGUACUCCUGUGAGGCAGAACACAGCCAUGAGCUCAGCUUCCCACAGGGGGCUCUCUUCUCAAACGUGUAUCCAUCUAUUGAACCUGGCUGGAUCCAAGCAACGUUCCAGGGAAAGACUGGCCUGAUCCCUGAGAACUAUGUGGUUUAUCUCUAACAACAAACGGACUGCUCCAAGACCUAAACAUCCCAAACGAACCUUGAUCAUUUCAUGGUAUCCAUGGUAACAAUAAUCUGUAACGUGAUUGUUGUGAAGGCCAAGUUUCCCCAUUGAUCAGACAUGUAGAUAUGGGAACGUUGAGUAUCGUUCAUAUGCAGUAGAAGGAGCAGAUGUGUGUUUUUAAUCACCUGAAUGAUAUACCUACCUACCUACCUACACCCUUAUCAAGAUGAAUACUUCUGGUCAUGUCAUGCUGCUGGUCCUAUUCUUAUAGGUUAGUGUUGAUAUACUGUAUGUUCCAGGUGGGAUAUGCAGUAAAAACAUACAGGAUUGAUAAUAUACACUGAACAAGAAAUAUAAACUCAACAUGUAAAGUGUUAGUCCCGUGUUUCAGGAGCUGAAAUAAACAACCAAUCCCCGAGA